This is a messenger RNA of Megalopta genalis, 1981 nucleotides long. RefSeq names its product sodium-coupled neutral amino acid transporter 7. Gene Ontology annotation, molecular function: L-amino acid transmembrane transporter activity. The record is from RefSeq and is a predicted model, not a curated record. Gene Ontology annotation, biological process: amino acid transmembrane transport. Gene Ontology annotation, cellular component: membrane. NCBI's taxonomy places the organism in Eukaryota, Metazoa, Arthropoda, Insecta, Hymenoptera, Halictidae.
UAAACAUAAUAAAAAUGUGUUGAAACAUUUUCAGUUGGAUUACAAUGAUUGUUAUGUAUUUGUUAUCCCUUAAAGUCUAGAUAUCGGAACUUGUUUAUUGUUUGCUUUGAACUCAAUCGCAGGAUUGUUUAUCAAAGCUACACGAAAUAAUAACACGGUAUUAUAUUGAGAUGUGUCUAUUUAAAAAGUCAGGCAAUAACAACUUAGUCUAGGUAAAGUAAAAUCGUUAGCGAAAUCAUCCAGUUCGUAAUUUUGUUGGAAGAUGAAUUUUUUAACCGGAGGAAACGAUCGACUUAUUCAAAAUGAUAUGUUAUUAUGCACUGCACCAAAUCCUGCGUCCCUUGAACAGUCACGACGUGUUCGAACAGGGACCAGUAUGAUAGGAACAACUGUGUUAAUUAUUAAUACUACUUUAGGAGCCGGCCUAUUAAAUUUUCCACAAGCAUUCGAUAGAUCUGGUGGUAUAGCUGCUUCUAUUAUCUUGCAAUGUUUCCUACUUGUUUUUAUUACGGCUACUCUUGUGAUUUUGGCAAAAUGUAGCGAUAUCACUGAUACCGCUACCAUGCAGAACAUGUUUGCAGAAUUUUGUGGCCAUAGAUCGCUAAUUUUAUGCGCUUUGUGCGUUGCAAUAUAUAGUUUUGGAUGUUGUUUAACAUUUAUAAUUAUUAUUGGCGACCAAUUCGACAGAGUUCUAGUGACAUAUUAUGGAAUUGAUUAUUGUCAUACGUGGUACUUAUCCAGACCAUUUGUCACAGCUGUCGCAAGCACUAUAUUCAUGUUGCCGUUGUGUUUUUUUAAGAAAUUGGAUGUUUUAAGUUAUGCCAGUUCCAUUGGUUUUAUAACUAUUCUGUACGUAAUACUCUUGAUUAUUUAUAAUAGCAUCUUAAAAAUUGAUCCCAUUCUACAUCCUAUGAAAAUGUGGCCAGACAAUAUUUAUGAAGCACUUCAAAUAAUUCCAAUAACAUGCUUCGCAUAUCAGACUCACAUGGCAGCGAUACCAAUGUAUGCUUGUAUGAAAGAUCGACAACUUGGAAAAUUCACGAUAUGCGUUAUAACAAGUAUGAUUAUUUGUUGCGUUGCUUACACGGUUGUUGGCAUCUAUGGAUACGCAGCAUUUGGUGCUGGAAAUGUGCCUAGCGAUAUACUUCAGGGAUAUACGGAUAAGAGCUUGUUGCUAACUUUUGCAAUAAUAUUCAUUGCAGUGAAAAACUUUACUACAUAUCCCAUUGUUCUAUACUGCGGUCGCGAUGCACUUUUGAACCUUCUAGGAAUGGAUGUUAACGUAACUGUUAAAUUUCGCGUUUUCAUUACAUUAAUUUGGUAUAUACUAUCUUUGAUAAUUGCAAUAUUGGUGCCGGACAUUUCUUCAGUUAUCAAUAUACUAGGAGUCUUGUCAGCGGCAUUUAUAUACAUUUUCCCAGGCAUUUGUCUGUUUCGCAGUACUCUUUUGAAAGAUUCCGAAUUGCAUCUGAACAAAGACCGGCUCUUGAUCGUUUUUGCAAUUUUUCUAGUCGCGCUUGGCGCAUUCGUGUCCGGUGUUGUUCUUGUGGAAACCGUUGAAGAUAUAACUCGAAUACCACAAGAACCACCUUUGGUAACUGGUUUUAGAUCUCUUAAACAAAGCUUAUGCGUUUAGCAGCUCAAAAUUGAUAUUAUUUUGUAAAGCUAUCAAUGGAAUAGCCAAUCUGAUAUUUGCUCAAUGCGAUGGAAGAUAUUAAAUAGUCUUACGUAUCGGACAAGUACUUUAAUAGAUCGUAACAUUGGAUAAUUUUAAUCGGAGUAUCAAAGUAAAGAAAAUCGGAGAAGACUGAUAUUCAUAAAAUACAUAUAAUGCAACACUCACUGCCUUACUAUGUUGGAAAAUUUUUAAGAACAUAUUAAGCGUUUAUUUUUUUACAGUACCUGUGUACUCAGAAAUUGAAAAUGUUAAACGAAUAGAACACAGAAUCGUGUACAUAAUAAUACAGUAUACAAAGUUUUA